Suillus fuscotomentosus is the source of this 2031-nucleotide messenger RNA. RefSeq lists its product as uncharacterized. The record is from RefSeq and is a predicted model, not a curated record. The coding region runs from base 45 to 1970 and encodes 641 amino acids. Gene Ontology annotation, molecular function: protein binding; histone H3 acetyltransferase activity. The transcript is spliced from 8 exons. Gene Ontology annotation, cellular component: histone acetyltransferase complex. Gene Ontology annotation, biological process: chromatin remodeling; positive regulation of transcription by RNA polymerase II. Lineage: Eukaryota; Fungi; Basidiomycota; Agaricomycetes; Boletales; Suillaceae.
UGGCUCGCACGCAACCCCACAUAGAAAUUCUAGCUUUUGCUCCCAUGAGACUGUCUUAUCCUUGUUUAUCUGAAGCUAAUCACAAUGACCUUGCACUUGCACUCAGGAUAGCCCGGCACUCUUCCUGUACCGCCUGUGAUUCUUGUCCUGGUUUGCGACCCCCAGCAAGCGUCGAGGUGGUUCUAGAUGAUGAUAUCCACCAAAAGUCUCUACUUGGCGACCUGACACAAUACGGCUCAGACGAAGAGGAUGGCCCCGCAUACCUCGAAACAUGUAUAUGUGGCCACGAUGUAGCAGAUCACGGUAGUCAAUUAGCAGCCUUGGGACGGGAGGAAUUUUCUCGUAGAGCGCGUCUUGCAAUUCGUAUUGAUGAACUUCUUCAAGAAGCAGACAGGCAACUUGAUUUCAAUUAUACAGAUGAAGACAUCGACUCCCUCAGGCAACAAAUGAAGACGUCCAUCUCUAUGGUUAGCGUAACGUCUCCUUCCAUCCCACAAUCUUCCCCAGUUGAUCGACCAAUGUCCCCGGAUUCUUCCGUACUCAGUGACGAGCCUCCACCUUCAAAACGUAGACGACUGUCCUCCUCUUCACUCAGCGAUGAAGAUGACGAUGAUGAUGACGACGAUAAGCCUUUAGCCGCCCAAGUUGCAGAUUCAAAUGCAGCGGCCACAGGAACGACCUCUAGAAAGACUGUGACGCACAGAAGUGGGAAGAAGACCUCCAGUAUGAAGUCAAAAGCGCAGACCGCUCCCAUGGGAGACAAAAGGCCAGAGAAGAAUGGCGUUGCAAAUGGUCGCAGCUCGGAUCUUAAAGUAAAGGUCGAAGAUAAGAUGGACGAGGGUCAACUCACACGCCUUGCGACUGGAGUUACGGUAGACACGGGGCCAGCAUCAUCUGCUGUACCUACUCACAAGCCCGAAAAAGCUGCUUUCGUGGAGCUGCGCAAGGGAGUUAUUGAGAUAACUGCAGUGGAGAACGACCGACAGCCGCGCUCUACAGUGAUUCUCACUGGUCUAAAGACCUUGUUCCAAACACAGUUGCCUAUGAUGCCGCGCGAGUACAUUGCGCGUCUAGUCUAUGACCACAACUCGAAAUCACUCGCGAUCAUCAAACGUGGUUAUAAGGUCGUAGGUGGUAUUUGCUAUAGGCCUUUUCCACACCGUGGCUUUGCGGAGAUCGUCUUCUUUGCUACUGCAUCCGUGGACCAAGUGAAGGGAUACGGUGGCAUGCUCAUGGACAACUUCAAACAACACAUCAAACGUACAUACCCCGAUGUGAUGCACUUCCUCACCUACGCCGACAAUUUUGCAGUAGUAUUCUUCAAGAAGCAAGGGUUUUCGAAAGAGAUCACACUUGAUCGCUCCGUGUGGGCAGGGUACAUCAAGGACUACGAAGGCGGGACGAUCAUGCAAUGCACCAUGUUGCGCAAGGUCAACUAUCUUGAUAAAGUCAACAUCAUCUCUCAGCAACGAGAGGCAAUCCUCACCAAGAUCCGCGAGAUGUCGAAGUCGCACAUCGUAUAUCAGGGUCUUUCACAAUUCCAAGAAGGUGGUCUGGAAGGAAUCACAGUGGAUCCUAAGGAGGUUCCAGGGCUAAGAGAGAGCGGUUGGACGCCCGGCAUGGAACACAGCACGCGUUCCGGGAAAAGUGCCGAGCACACACAAAUGCAGCGGUUCCUGUCCGAUCUUAAAGCCCAUCCCCUAGCCUGGGCUUUCUUAAACCCAGUCAACGCCGAUGAGGUCCCAGAUUACUACGGUGUCAUCAAGAGACCUAUGGAUUUCAGCACGAUGGAACACAAAUUGGACACGAAUCAGUACUCCUCACUGAAAUUCUUUCUUGACGAUGUUCAACUAGUGGUCGAUAAUUGCAAGCUGUACAACCCCGAAACAUCGAUAUACCAUAGGAACGCAGUGAAGCUUGAGAAAUUCAUGAAAGAGCAAUGUCCAGAAUAUGCAAAGCGAGGGUCCUGAGGACAGUUGUCUUGUUAUACUAUCUUUAUUAAUUCGCAUCUGUAUUAUUUACUAUAAGGAU